AAAAUCAUUAUGCAGCCGUAUAAGUGCAAACGAGAGAACGAUAUGCUGUGUUUCUGUUGCUCAGGAAAAUAUUUCUGACACGUCUGUGUAUCUGACAAGUGUUGCAUAUAAGUCAUUUUAUCACCUUAUUUGCGGUAGAAGUAACAGUUUGAGCGUCACCGUUACUAGGAACUGAACGACGUUUUCGCUUUCACUUUCAUCCCCGAUUGUAACGGGCCACUCCCGCCGGCCGGUCGCAGCAGAAAGUCGAACGCGCCUAAUAUCUAACUUAAUCUGCCAUUGGAUGUACCAUGACCGCCGUAUAUAAUUAUAUAGCCUGCUGCAUGGAUUACAAAGGUCAGGUUUUACAGGUUGCUUAAAGCACCAGCACGUCAAGGAGUCUGUUUUAGUACAUAGUGCGCUGCUCGCUUAUCACCUAUGCAAGGUUUCGUGCGAUAGGUUGCUGUUUUUUUCUUACAACUGCAUUUAUACAUUUUUAGCUUUUCUCUAAACAGUUCAACAAAGCAGCAAUCAUGAACUCUUGUUCUGGGCGAGAAAAUGCCAAAGUUGUAAUUGUAGGCUCGGGUUUCGCAGGGUUGGCCGCUGCGGCUACGUUGGUGAAGGCAGGAUUCGUAAAUGUCUUGGUUCUUGAGGCGAAGGAAAGAAUUGGAGGUCGAGUGCACACCACUAAACCCUUCAUCGAGAACAUCAUUGAAGUUGGAGCGAAUUGGAUCCAUGGCAGGAAAGGAAACCCCCUGUACAAGAUUUCAGCGCGGGAGAACCUGCUAUGCGAGGGACCUUCUGCUAACAAAAACAUGUGCCUGCCCCGUUCUAUAACCUCUCAAGAUUACUUUUUCAAAGAAGAUGGGAAGCUGGUGUCCACAAAGCUUGUAGAUCAGGUGUGUUUGCACUUCAACAAGCUCACCGACAAAGCUUUUGAUGACGAACUUAACCACAAACACAAAAAACUAAGUCUGGGUGCUUAUCUAGAUGAUGCCAUUAGUGAAUUUUCUCCAGCGAUGACAGAAGAUGGCCAACUGGUUUUUGAAUGGUGCAAGAGGAUUGAAUGCACAGACGAGGCUUGCUCUAGUCUCUAUGAAGUGUCUGCAUCUCAGAUUAGCUAUUACACUGCCUUAGAGGGAGGAUUCUUUAACACUUUGGGACCCGGUGGCUACCAAGCAAUCUUAGAUGUCCUCAUGAGAGAUAUACCUGCAGGAACCAUCCAGUGUAGUUCACCUGUCAAGAGCAUCCGAUGGGAUUUAGUCAGGAAAGGUCAUUGUGAAGACCAAAGGCAUCCUGUUCAGGUUGUUUGUGAAAAUGGAAAAAGCUUUGACGCAGACCAUGUGAUUGUCACAGUUUCUCUGGGGGUUCUCAAAGACAAAGCCUCAACCAUGUUUGAACCAUCCUUACCGCCAACAAAGCUGUCUGCGAUUAAGAAUCUCGGUUUUGGGAUAGUAGAUAAAAUUUUCUUGUUUUUUGAGAAGAAAUUCUGGCCAGAUGAUUGUGCCGGGGUGCAGAUGGUGUGGAAAGAGGGGCCAGAGAAUAAAGACGUUUAUGAAUCUCUAUCUGAAGGAGACACCUGGAAAAAGACGUGGUUCAAGAAGAUCACCGGUUUUGAUACAGUGGCCCGUCAUCCCACGGCUCUGUGUGGCUGGAUCACAGGUAGAGAAGCACUGUAUAUGGAGAAUCUUCUGGAUAGUGAAGUAGGAGAUAUCUGUGCAAGGUUGCUCAGGUCUUUCACAGGCUGGUCAGUGCCAGAGGUCUCAAAGACGCUGAUCUCCAGAUGGGGUUCUGACUCUCACGUCCGUGGAUCCUACACAUUUGUUCCUGAUGGUGUUGAUGGAGUAAAAGCACACAAGGCAUUAGCAUCACCUCUUCCACCUAAACAGAAAUGCAGAGGGAAGAAGCACCUUCAGGUGUUGUUUGCUGGUGAAGCUACACACGUGAACUUCUACACCACGACCCACGGAGCGUAUCUCUCAGGGGUCAGAGAAGCAGAACGACUGAAAAGCUUUUACACCAAUUAAGCAUACAGUCCCAAAGAGAGGAAAACAUACACUUUGUUUCAUAGUUAUAACAUUUAAGAAUUUUACAUUUUGUAAUUGCUCACACCCUAGUCUUACACAAAACUCAUUUUAUACCCAUAGGUCGUUUACAGCUGCCUAGUAAACAUCAUUAACUGUGAGCGUUUAGCUACGUCAAGCUGGUCAUGGUACGAUUCAUAUCUCUGUCUUGUUAAUUGUUAAACAUCUCUGUGGUGUGCGUGUAGUGCCGACGGAGAAAUAUUCUUUCCCAAUCUGCAAGGAAAGUUAAAUCAUAUUUUCUUAAAAUGAAAUACAUUUGCAUACUUUUAAGUAAAUUAGAGCAGACGAGUUUUUAAUCUGUGAUACAGUGCCCUCAGGUGGCAUGCAGCGUCACACAUAACAAUGUCAUAUUUAUAGCGUUCACACUGUAAUGACACAGAGCCUUGGUUUAAAUGAAUUGUUCAGCCGGGAAUAUUAACGUUGCUGUCUUUACACUGUGACUAGGUGGAUGUAGGCCUGUAUAGUGUUCCUUCAUCUCGCUUCAUUGGGUAGCAAAACAUUUUAUUAUCAUGCAGCCUUGAGAGAAGGUCGUGCUGCAUAGUCUACUAUUGCAAAUCUUCAUCUGCCAUUGGAUGCCCCACCCAAUUAUGUAAAUAUAUUGUAUGGACCACAGAGGUCAGGUUUUACAGCUUUCAAAGCAUGGGUACAUAAAGGGUACAUAUUUGUAUUUGUUCAUUUAAAUUAAUAAAACUCUAACA
Puntigrus tetrazona (Sumatra barb) is the source of this 2761-nucleotide messenger RNA. RefSeq names its product spermine oxidase-like. The record is from RefSeq and is a predicted model, not a curated record. Lineage: Eukaryota; Metazoa; Chordata; Actinopteri; Cypriniformes; Cyprinidae. Gene Ontology annotation, molecular function: polyamine oxidase activity. The transcript is spliced from 3 exons. The coding region runs from base 513 to 2006 and encodes 497 amino acids.